Molecule: messenger RNA, 693 nt
Organism: Solanum dulcamara
Lineage: Eukaryota; Viridiplantae; Streptophyta; Magnoliopsida; Solanales; Solanaceae
Exons: 2
Coding region: 1-693 (230 amino acids)
Source: RefSeq, a predicted model, not a curated record
AUGGAGCGAAAUCCAUAUGUAUCAGUGAAAAAAAAUGGAGUAAAAACAACAAAAAACUACAGUAGAAAUCAAUUGAAAAUCGAAGGAGAUCAAUUGACUAGACAAAUACAAGGUGAGGUGCCUUGGUGUAUGUUGUUCGCGGAUGACAUAGUCCUGAUUGACGAGACUCACAACGGAGUUAACGACAAGCUGGAGGGCUGGAGACAGACGUUGGAGUCUAAAGGAUUUAAAUUGAGUAGGACCAAGACAGAAUACUUGGAGUGCAGUUUCAGUGGACUGCCGCGUGAGGCUGACGGGGAAGUGAGGCUUGGUACCCAGGCCAUUCAAAAGAAAAGAAGCUUCAAAUACCUUGGGUCUAUUAUACAGGAAGAUGGGGAUAUCGACGACGAUGUUUCACACCGCAUCAGUGCAGGGUGGAUGAAAUGGAGGCUCGCCUCCGGAGUGCUGUGUGACAAGAAAGUGCCACCAAAACUCAAAGGCAAGUUCUACAAAGUGGUGGUUAGACCGACCCUAUUGUACGGGGUGGAGUGUUGGCCAAUCAAGAAACUUCAUGUCCAGAAGAUGAGAGUCGCGGAAAUGCGAAUGCUGCGGUGGAUGUGUGGGCACACUAGGAUGGAUAGAAUUAGGAAUGAAGAUAUCCGAGACAAGGUGGGAGUGGCAUCGGUGGAGGACAAGAUGCUGGAGCGAGACUAA